UUCAUGGGGGAAACAAAUUGUUAAGAAAUCGAGCGAUAGUUACAGUGCUGGUACACGAGAGUGGGGACAAUUACUUGUCAAUAAAAGUAUUGUUGGGAGGGAGAAAAAAACGCCGGGGUCUGAAAGAUUAAUGAGUGCGAUAAGGAUUCGACGAGAGAGUCAGUGUGCCAGGCAACGAGAUCUAAUCAGCCGUCCAUGGAAAGUUGCAGGAACUCACUGCCCGAAAUCGCAAGGAGAAUGAUUUCGCGAUAAAUAUGGCAACUCGUAAUGGUUCAACUUGAAUUUAUGUUGGGUUUGACACUGAGUUUCGAGAUUUUCUCUCGUCGUGUUUAAUUGGGAAUAAUAAGCACAUCGGAUGAAGAUAAUGGAAGGAGCUCCGAGGCAGAUCAGCGUAGCUCUACCAAGUAUGAACAGUCCUCGAGCAGCAGUGGCGCGACAGAGUGUCCAGACAGCGCUCAAUCGAUCCAUUCCCGCACAGGGACAGGGAUUAGAAGACUUCACCAAACCAAAUUCCCGGACCAGCAAGAGGAUACCCUCCCCGAGAAUGGUCAGAACUGCACCUAAUGUCAAUCCAAGUGCUGCCACAAAUGAAUUUGUCGGGAGAACAAGGACAGGGCCGAGUCGGCAACCGGCAAAGACCAAUGUUGUGGACUUUGGAGGGAUCCCCCUGCACCCUCGGGAGAGAAUGAAUGUCCGGGGAAUUGAUGGCUUUUAUCCUCCACUCCGGAUGAAGUCGGGAACGGGAACGGGAAAAUUCGCAGUGUCCGAGCCGGUGUCGACAGCAUGGGGACCAAAAUUUGGCCCACAGGAAACCGACCUGUCGUCACCAUCAUCAACGUCAUUGCAGCAAUACAACAUAGAACUCUCGCCCAAUCAAUCCGAUCUGGGGCCCGACAGCAUACCAAACUCGAAUCCCAAUACAAACUGGUUACAAAAACGAAAUAAUGAACAAUCAAACAACGCUGUUAACAACUCUUCCUUACAAGGUAACACUGCCAAAACUUCUCCUCGGAAUACAUACCACACCUCUCCGUCCCCUGAAGUGACCGGACUUCAACAACGCAAGAAGCCUGAUGCGGCCUGGGUGAGGGCUUUCAAGGUCAAACAGCAUCGCAACAACCGCUACAAGGAGAUGGAGACGGGGGCGAAACCGACGUCGAGCUUCGAAGAUGGAAAUCGGAAAUGGGGUUUGCCUGACUGAAAUGGACCCACAGUGACUGAUCAUAUUAUUUAAAAGAAAAAUCUUGCAUGCCUCAGAUUUGUACAACAGGAAGUAUCAAGAUCAGGAAAGCAGGAUUCCAUGAAACAAAUAUAGUGAUUUUUUUUACUGACUAUUUGUUAUAAGCUACUGAAAUUCUUGCAUCUGAUUGGCUGUGAGAAAAUAAGUCAGUUGACUCAUUGACAAAACUUUUGAUGAAAAACCUUCCUGAAAGUGAUGAAAGAAAAUUUCAGAUUUCUGACAAAAUAACAAAAUAAACUUGUUUUUAGAAAGGAUGCUAGACUGUUUUUCGUUACCUAUAUACAUGGUUAAGAAGAGGGAACGAGAGACUCCUUGUUAUACGGCAACAGUCAAUGUUCGUUUCUUAAAAAUCAAUAUAAUUUACUGAUUAUAGGGAGUAUAUAGGUAGUAAACCGUUGAUAUAGAUUUAGUACACGGUUAGGCUAUUUAGUAGCAAUAAAUCUGAAGGUAUAUAGGCAGCUGCAGUAGUUAUGCUACAAUUAAAAUGAUAUCUAUUUUUUGUGGGGGUUCUAUUUUUAGUUUGAUUUCGUCUUGAUAAGUAAUAUUCAGAAUAAAGUAUUUACAUUAACAUUCAUAAAAACAGUAAAAUAAUAAAAAAUUAUAAUAUUCCAGGUCUCAUCAAAUUCAGAAGUUUUUCUAAAAAUGACUAUUUCGAUACAUGUACAAUUUAAAUAGAAAUAUUUUAAGUUAUCUUUGUUUCAUGAGUAGAAGUCACCUAUUCAAAGGAGCCAAGUUAGAAAGAGCAUUUUUCAUUGUGUUGUGAGUCGGUUUUUUUUUAAUGAAUGUUUGUGUUUGUAACACAUAUUAAAGGAAACCAAAACCCAAGAGGAGAAGCAAUCG
Molecule: messenger RNA, 2080 nt
Organism: Lytechinus variegatus (green sea urchin)
Lineage: Eukaryota; Metazoa; Echinodermata; Echinoidea; Temnopleuroida; Toxopneustidae
Exons: 3
Coding region: 356-1201 (281 amino acids)
Source: RefSeq, a predicted model, not a curated record